This is a messenger RNA of Trichoderma asperellum CBS 433.97, 1275 nucleotides long. NCBI's taxonomy places the organism in Eukaryota, Fungi, Ascomycota, Sordariomycetes, Hypocreales, Hypocreaceae. The record is from RefSeq and is a predicted model, not a curated record.
CCGGCAACGACCAAAAACGUGGGAAGAAAAGGAGAAACACACGUAAGCGCGCUCGCUGGGGCUGGUGAUGGGCCUGCCAGAGGUGCGGAAUACGGGGCAGAGGAGGAGGCUCCAGUGCCUUGCCCUCGCCGUUUGGAGCUUCUGUUCUAGCUAUGUGCUGGAAUCACGCAUCAUCUUUGGCAUCUCUGCUAGACAAUGGCCCGAAACCCCCAUGCAGACACACGACACUGCAUGGGAACUUGCGGUAUAUAAAGUACAUAACGGUGGUGAAAAACCGGGGCGGGAUCGAGUCAAGUCCGGCCAGAUGCCAUCAAUCACAUGGGAAAAUGCGGAUGAAGGACGGACAAGACGGGGGUUUGUCGAUGCUGCUAGCACUGCUUGGACUUGGUGUACCCAUACAACACAUACAUCACAUACAACAACACUGUACCAUGCACGAUCGUGGCAGCAGUGGGAGAAGAGCAAAACACGGGAGGCUGGGGGCUUUUGGCGGGAUCCAGCCAGACCCGUAGCGCAGUCGGCCUUGCUGCGAGUCUGUUCGUCCGCAGUGCAAGGGACGGCCCUGGCGGACAUGGACGAUGGCAAUGAAAUCAUGGAAUUGCGCCGGCGACGAUUGCAGCCAGCUUUGGGCUUAGUGCUGGCGCAUGCACGCCGCCAUUCCAGGUUCCUUUGCCAUGGAUGCUUUACUGCAGGAGUACCAAUAGAUCUGACGGUAUCUGAGCUGCGUUUUAUGGAGAGGCGACUAGCAACCAGCUCUAGCCAGGCCCAGCUAAGCACCGCGGCGGCCAAUCACGACCCGGCGUGCGACUCUAUUUUUUCUUCGAUCCACGGAGCUUUGGCUCGUUGGCCGCUGCUCCAGGCGUGCGCAGCGCCGGGUGGCUCGGCUUCCUCAGCCCAUGCCUUGUAUAAUAAGGCUUUGGAUCCUGUGCUCUUGGCCUUCCUCGGCCAUUGUGCUUUGCUUUGCUCUGCUCUGCUCUCGUGCCGUUUCGCCCAAGCCAAGCAGAGGAUCUUGGCACCCUGAAAUACGCGGAACCUGAGCCACGCCUGUUCCUGUUCCUGUCCCUGUUCUUGUUUGAUUUCUCACUCGCAUCCGCCGUUGCAUAGCUCCAGCCUACUUUCUGACGUCUGCCUGCCUUACCCGGGCUACUGGUUCGCUAGGGACAACAAACAAGCAUCAUUGAACCAGAUCGAUCUGCACCCCUUAUUGGUCGAUUGUCAUUCACGUCAUAUAAACGUUCAGAUAACACACACAGCCCGCGGUGCAGAGAGAGCUCU